GCAAUUUCUCUCCGUCUGUUGUCUAAGCACGCGCACACUGAACAGAAAGCGACUAUUGAUUUUUUUUACCAAGAUGGACAAGUUGUAGUGAAGAUACGAAUAGGCCGUCCCCUCUCGAAGUGUUCAUGGAAUCGGAUCGCUGACAUGGUUUAUCGUUUAUCCAAGGCAGACAGCAAGAACAAUAAUUCCGGUUACAUUACAUUUGAAUGAAUUCUGGGGGAAAAAGACAUGUGAACCGAAUGGGAUUAUGUUCUCCAUAAACAGGUUCAGAAGAAGCAAUGUAUUUACUAAAAGAUCAACUCUGAAAUUGUCAUCGGAGUGCUUCAAAGAAAAUCGGUUUUUCUCAGUAGUUUUUCUCUUCGGGGCUAUUUGAGGACGUGUCACUUUCAGACGAGCACUGUUUAAAAAAAACGAAAAUCCGUCGCUUUUAAAAGUAUUUUCAUGCCUUUGUCGGUGGAAUUAGCGGAUGGCAAAAAGUUGUCUGCAUUGUCGUUUGGUAAAAUUCUUAAUGUGGAAUAACACGAAACCGUCGAUGGUGGAUGAGAUUGGUGCUGGAUUUGGUUCACUGAUUUUUCCACGUGCACUGCCGAAGCGGAGUCUGGUACGGAUUAUACAAUGGACUGUUGUAGCAAGAAGCGAUUGUUGAUGAUUAUGACAAGUGCAUGUGCUUGUGCUGCAUUCGGAUUACUUGCUAUCGGCGUCUCAACAGACUACUGGCUCUUUACAAGUGACCUCCAGAAAGAAACGGACAACGACACAGACCAAUACGAAAAUCACUGGUCUGGACUCUGGCGCACGUGCCGAGUAGACGAUUAUUUUCCAACAAGAAUGGACUGCAAUUAUAUAAUGUAUUUUACACCGAGCGACGAAAAAGAGGGCUUGCCACAGACACAAGCUAUAUUGUUGACGAUGAGGAGAUCCACGUGGUUCCCUUUAGCAAGUCUCCUCAUUCUGCUGAUUGGAGCCAUUAUUUGUUUUGUUGGACAAUGUAAAUCUGGAAGGAAAAACUUGACGUUUAUCUGCGGUAUUCUGUUUGUUCUUGCAGGUUUGUGUACACUUGUCGGCAUCAUUCUUUACAUAGGCAGCAUUACCGAAGAAGUGGGCAGUAAAGGAAAACCCAACGGUGACGAGAAAGUGAAAUUCAAAUAUAAUUAUGGAGCCUCGUUUAUUAUGACAGUCUGUUCCUUUGUUCUGACGGAGUUAUCUGGAGUGUUUUCUGUAUAUCUCUAUAUCACUCGCUACAAAGAAAAGCAUAGGAAAAAACUCCAACAAAUGUUAAAAGGGGAGCAAAACGAUCACGGCAAUAGAUGGAGAUACCGUAGACCUACAAAUCACAGUCGCGAGAGGUCAGGCUCGAGGGAGCGCUGCUCCAGAGACCAUUCCAUGAGUCGAUCAGAUAGUUAUUAUACAUAUACUCCUAUAUCUGACAAUGUUUCCAAUGAACUCUCGAACUAUACAUUCCCGAGAGAAGUCUCUAGAAAUACCAUAUCAACUACUGUCGAUACACAUGUACCACGAGAAUACCGUGAUCACGUGGUCAGGGAAAACAAUACCCGAGAACUAAUGACGAUUCCACUUCCUCCGGAAAGCAUUGUGCGAAGAACGACACCUGUGUAACUGGUUAGUCAGAAGGUUAUUUGUCAACCAUUCGGUGCUUUACUGACAAUCAAACGACAGAAGGCACAAAAUCUCAACUCCCUUGCCAUUUUCUAAGAGACAGUAUAUGUAGAUACUCUGAGGGAUUAAAUAGUAUGAUUUUCACAAGCACGUCUGUAAAAUGUUAAAUUUAUUUUAUUACAUGAGAAGACUUGUAGAUUUAUCAUUGGUGUAAGUAUUUUGAUAUGGAUGUUAACUUACAAGGGAGAUUUGUAAUAUUGUCAGUAGGGUUUGUUAGGUUUUCUACAUAUUUUUGUAUCUGCUGUCAAACUUUGACAAUAUUGGGGGUUUUUGUGUAUCUGACAAGCAAUAUUCUUGCAAAUCGAGUCCUGUUCAGUGAUGCAAAGUUGUAUUAUAAAUGGUCUGUGUGUUUAUCAUACAAAAAAUGAACUCAUUGAUUUCAUGUUCAAAAUAUUUCAUGUUUUCAUCAUGUUAUAAAAGGUUUAUGGACCAUGAACUGUCGACAACUUUGCAUCGGAAGAAAGAGAACUCUUAUACAUUUCUAGUCAGCAUUGAACAGUGUGUAUGAUCAAAGAUUGUAUGUUGUCUCACGUAUGACCAUGUAUAUCGGUAUCAGGUGUCUAGCAGGGCAGUUAUAUUUUCAUUAGUAUAGAAAUUAGAGUAUCCGUAAUUGUUUUGCAAUGUAUUGGUUAAGUAAUACUAAGGUGGGCUUCAUUUUGAUACAUGUUUGAGAUCUCAAGAGUUAGUAAAAUUCGCUUAGACACUGCUUUUCUGUGCGAAAUUUUCAGCAUUUUUUCUAAGCCAAGAAACAUUACAAAGAAAUUUAGUAUACAAAGGCCGAUCGAAAAAUCUUGUGUUUUGUACUGUUACUUGUGCGAGUUGUAGAGGGUCAUUCAGUUUUUUUGCUUAAUCUAUGGAACAUAAUGCAUACGUUAAAUGUUAUUAGUUAAUUAUGUGUAAUUUUUUGUAAAUUUUUACAAUUUGUAUGUAUAUCUUUCAAACAUUUAUCAUAGCAUAAUUCACCAUUAUAUUUAUUCUUUGGUUCGAUUCCUUUUUUUUAAAGCGCCAUACAUUGAAGAUAUUUAUUAACAGAUUAGUUUGUUGGUUUGUUUGUUUUUUUAAUUCUUUUUAAUCAUAAAUUUUAUUAUAACAGCGCGAUAUGAAAAGUAUUCAGACAGCAAAUAAAGUUGUUUAUGAUUUUAUAUGGAC
This is a messenger RNA of Ostrea edulis (European flat oyster), 2826 nucleotides long. Its product is annotated as voltage-dependent calcium channel gamma-5 subunit-like. Gene Ontology annotation, biological process: positive regulation of synaptic transmission, glutamatergic; postsynaptic neurotransmitter receptor diffusion trapping; transmission of nerve impulse. NCBI's taxonomy places the organism in Eukaryota, Metazoa, Mollusca, Bivalvia, Ostreida, Ostreidae. The coding region runs from base 616 to 1617 and encodes 333 amino acids. The record is from RefSeq and is a predicted model, not a curated record. Gene Ontology annotation, cellular component: postsynaptic density membrane; AMPA glutamate receptor complex. The transcript has 4 exons. Gene Ontology annotation, molecular function: voltage-gated calcium channel activity; channel regulator activity.